GCUGGGAAAAUGGCGGCCAAGUUGGAGCCGCUGGCGGCCUCGGAGGAGGCGGAGGAGGGCGAGGGGCAGACCAAACCUUUGAAGACUGAGGACUUGCUGUCAAUGGUGAAAAAGCUGCAGAAAGAGGGAAGCCUGGAGCCACAGAUAGAAGAUCUGAUUAACCGGAUUAAUGAGCUUCAGCAAGCAAAGAAGAAAUCCAAUGAGGAAUUGGGAGAAACUCAAGCUCUCUGGGAGACGCUGCACAGGGAAUUGGACUCUUUGAAUGGAGAGAAAGUACACCUAGAGGAGGUCUUGAGAAAAAAGCAAGAAGCGCUGAGGAUCCUUCAGCUGCACUGCCAAAGGAAGGAAAGCGAGGCUCAGAGGUAAGAGGAGCAGGGGGCCAGGACUACAGACCAAAGACAGGCCCCUUCUCUCCAGCAGGUGCUGGAGCGGCGGCUGGCCUGGGAGAUCCGCGCGCUGCAGAGCAGCAAGGAGCAGCUGCUCACUGAAGAGAACUUAGCGAGGGCCAAGCUGGAGCAGGUGGAGCAGAGGCUGCGCUCCUCGCCUACGGUCCAGGGCGCCCUGGAAGUGAACGAAGAGCUGAAGGUGGAGCUGGAGAAAUCUGGGGAGCAAGUCCCCACCCAGACCCAGAGCCCCUCGGGCGACUGGGCCCACAAAGAAGAGGUCAGGAGUCAGGGAUGGAGGCGAGGCGGCCAGAGGGAGGCAGAGUGGGCGGGGAUGUCCCCAGAGUCCCUCGGAGGGAGGGUCUGUGGGGAGCAGUGCACCCCCGGUGCUGACGGUGACGGGGCAAAGGCAGCCACGGGGCUUGACAGGCUGACUCUGCGCUCCGGCAGCCCGACCCGGAGUCCCUGUGCGCCCGCCACGAGGAGGACCUGGAGCCGCUGGUGGAGCUGGCCCUGUGGUCCCCCUAGGCCAUUGGGACCCACCGAUCCCUAGCUUCAAGGCCCGCCGAGAAAUAAAGGCAAUGAUUCAGAUCGUC
Myotis lucifugus (little brown bat) is the source of this 979-nucleotide messenger RNA. It is a transcript of the gene SYCE1L, whose product is annotated as synaptonemal complex central element protein 1 like. The transcript is spliced from 9 exons. Gene Ontology annotation, cellular component: synaptonemal complex. Gene Ontology annotation, biological process: synaptonemal complex assembly. NCBI's taxonomy places the organism in Eukaryota, Metazoa, Chordata, Mammalia, Chiroptera, Vespertilionidae. The record is from RefSeq and is a predicted model, not a curated record.